Molecule: messenger RNA, 2177 nt
Organism: Uranotaenia lowii
Lineage: Eukaryota; Metazoa; Arthropoda; Insecta; Diptera; Culicidae
Gene: Rexo5
Product: RNA exonuclease 5
Exons: 4
Coding region: 148-2136 (662 amino acids)
Cellular component (GO): nucleus
Molecular function (GO): nucleic acid binding; exonuclease activity
Source: RefSeq, a predicted model, not a curated record
AGCGGUCGAUUAACAGGCCUUUUAUUCAGAAGCAUUUUUAACAAGUGUGGCGUAAAGUCUAUUUCUCGGGUGGUUACGUAGGAAGUUUCCUUAUUUUGUGAUCUUAAAUAGUUGAAAUGUGUUAUUUUUCGACUUAACUUUACGCAAAUGAAGAGCAAAACUGACCGAAUGUUGGAUUCUGGUGCCAAUGGUUCCGACUCUAGAUCGAAGAAGGAGUUACGACUGGAGCGUAAAAAACGGAAAAUCCUGGCACUUGCUGAGGUGAUGCAGCUGAAUGAGCAGGAAAGGACUAGUUGCGCUGUUUCAUCGCAAACCACUGAACUAGAAAAAACGGCUUCAGAGCGGAAAGAACCUUCUCUUUCCAACAAAGGGGAAGAACCUGAGGAGAAAAAAAUGAAACCAACUCUGACUGAAGAAGCCGAUUACAAGUCCUUAAAAGCGGCAGUCAACCAAAAACGGGACAGGAUGCGUAACAUCCCCAGACUCCGACUAAAGGAAGUGGGCGAAGAAGCUUUAAUGAAAACGAAACCUGAAGAUCGGGUCCCACUGUUUCUGGAUGACGUUCAGUCUCUGUUGAUGCACACCUUGUUGAAGACCGAUUCACCGAUGACCCCGAGUCGGUGGGCCGUGUUGGAAAAAGCAGCUAAACUAACUCACACAACUGUGCUCCUGAUUGAGGGUUUGACUUCCGACGAUUUCGUGAAUCACGAUUCCGAUUUCAAGGAGUGCAAAAAAUUGUUCCAAAAUGUUUUGCAGAUAGUGGCACCAAGUGAUCGGUUGGUCGAAGAGCUCGCUUGCAUUCCCCUGAGUGACUCGCACAAGGAUAUUCUGGUUGCCGAAUACGGUUCCCUGGAGGCAGCAAUGCUCGUUUGCAAAGAUAAUCUAUUGAUUCGGCGGAGUAUCUUCAACAACAUCGAUUACACCGACGAAGCGAACGAGCAGCUCCUCGAUUACGGUGACAUGGAUUUGCCGCCGGGUGAUAAAUUUCCGAGGACGCAGCUGCUGUUGUCCCCGAUACAGAUGAUCAAUGAAGAUUACCCGCUACCCCUUAUUGGUAACUUAAAACAUCGCUUCGCUGGUUAUAUAACUACCAAUGACCACUACGCGCCGGUCACGCCAAAAUCGCCGCUGUUCGCGUUGGACUGCGAAAUGUGCCGCACCAGUAUCGGAGCUUCCGAACUGACCCGAGUAUCGAUUGUCGAUGAGCAGGGUAACGAGUUCUACGAAACGUUGGUUAGACCGGAUAACAAAAUUGUCGAUUACGUAACCCAAUUUUCCGGUAUUACUCCGGAAAUGAUGAAAAAUGUUUCGAAAACUUUGAAAGAUGUACAUAAGGAUCUUAAGAAUAAAUUUCCACCGGAUGCAAUCUUAGUUGGCCAAUCGUUAAAUUUUGAUCUCCAUGCGUUGAAGGUGAUGCACCCAUAUGUGAUCGAUACAAGCACUCUGUUCAACAUAACUGGAACUGUAGGGACGAAAACCAAACUUAAAGUGUUGACAAAAAAGUUCCUAGAACGAGACAUCCAGUGUUCCUCCGGAGGUCACAAUUCGAUCGAAGAUUGCGUGGCUUCUCUAGAAUUGGUCAAACUAAAGCUUUCGAAAAAUAUUUAUUUUGGAGAUCAGUGGUUACAGGACAGGCGCAACUACCACAAAAAGGCCAGUAAGGUAGGGAUAGCAACGCAGGAAGAAGUGAAACAACUCAGUACCGAACCUGUGGCAUCUGAAAUCACAACCACUUUAUUCGGUCAUACUAGUAAGAAGAAUAAAAAAGCCACAAUUGUUACCAACGCCAACAAUUUAGACAAUUUCGAAGAAUACUUCGGAGGAGCGAUUGAAUCAAAUCCUGAAGUGAAACGACUCUUGGGAUUCAAUAAAGUUAGCAGUGAGGAAGCAGUAAUUGAGUAUACUGUUCAAAAUUGCCUCAACUAUGAUUUUAAUUUGAGCUGCAUUCAACUAAAUCCAAAAGAGCUUGAGACCGAUGAGAUGAAGGGUCAAAAAAUUUCUCAAAUUGACGGAUGGAUUCGGGCGCUUUACGAAGCCAUUUCCCUAAACGGCUUGCUGGUUGUGCUUCUAGCCGGAGGAGAAGUAAAUCAGAGCAGCAGAAUGGCUGUCGCUAUGAUUCAAACUAAAAAACCUUAGUUAGAAUAAAAAAGUUGUUGAUUUUUUGUUGACAGAAUAAA